Messenger RNA from Caretta caretta (loggerhead turtle), 3020 nucleotides. RefSeq names its product reticulon 4 receptor like 2 (gene RTN4RL2). Gene Ontology annotation, molecular function: protein binding. The record is from RefSeq and is a predicted model, not a curated record. Gene Ontology annotation, cellular component: plasma membrane. NCBI's taxonomy places the organism in Eukaryota, Metazoa, Chordata, Testudines, Cheloniidae.
GAGCUCACUCCUCCCCGCGAGCUGCCGGGAGCGCAGCGUAGGGUGUCCGGAGCGCAGCGCUCCCAGCCCCGCCACGCCCCGUCCCGUUCGCGCCCCCACCCCCACCGGCAUGAGGCCGCCGUGCGCUCGCUGUCGCCGGCGCAGCGGGGGCUAAGGUGCCCUCCAGGGGCGCAGAGAGAGCGCCGGGUGCCAGCAUUGGAGAGUGCUGUGCGCUCAGCGCCCCUGCCCAGGCGCGGGCACUGGACUGAGUCCCCCCGAGCGCUGGAGAGCACCGCAGACUGAGCGCACCCGGCACUGGCCUUAGAGAGUGUUGAGUGCCCUCUGCCCAGGCGCCAGCAUCAAACUGGGCACUGGCACGGAGCCGAGCACCCCAGGCACCAGCGAGCACUGUGGCCUGAGAACCCCACGCCUGGGCACCAGUAAGCCCUGCAGACUUGGCAGUGGCCUGAGUCCCCCGUGCAUUGGUGUUGAGCCCCUGCAGGCUGGGCUUUGGCAAACACCGCAUCCAGCUGGAUCGGCGCUGGGCACCUGGACGCUGCUGGCCGAGGGUCACUGAGGCUUGGAUCUGCCCCUGCCCUGCUCCGUCCAUCUGCCCUUCUUCGCUUACCUUGGCAACAUGCUGCCCCGGCCGGUACACCUUCUGCACGGCUCUGUCACCCCCCUCUUCUGCCUUCUGGCACUGAUGGCGGCCCUGCCCCCGGGGGUGCCCACCUGCCCCAUGCUGUGCACCUGCUACUUCUCCCCACCCACGGUCAGCUGCCAAGCCAACAACUUCUCGUCGGUGCCCCUGGUGCUGCCCCCCAAUGCCCAGCGCCUCUUCCUGCAGAACAACCUGAUCGGGGCACUGCGGGCGGGCACCUUCGGGCCCAGCACCAUCACCCUCUGGCUGUACUCCAACAACAUCUCCUCCAUCCAACCCGGCACCUUCCGCCACCUGUCCGCCCUGGAGGAGCUGGACCUGGGGGACAACCGCAACCUGCGCAGCCUGGACCCCGACACCUUCCGGGGGCUGGAGCGCCUGCAGUCCCUACACCUCUACCGCUGCCAGCUCAGCAGCCUGCCCAGCACCCUCUUCCGCAGCCUCUUCAGCCUACAGUACCUGUACCUGCAGGAGAACAACCUGCUCUACCUCCAGGACGACCUGUUUAUGGAUCUGGCCAACCUGAGCCAUCUCUUCCUGCACGGGAACAAGAUCCGGGUGCUGUCAGAGCACGUGUUCCGGGGGCUGUGGGGGCUGGACCGGCUGCUGCUGCACGUCAACCGGCUGCACUCAGUGCACCGCUGGGCCUUCCGCGACCUGGCCAAACUCACCAUCCUCUACCUGUUCAACAACAGCUUGGCAACGCUGCCAGGCGAGACGCUGGCCGAGCUGCCCUCGCUGGAGUUCCUGCGCCUCAACAACAACCCCUGGGCCUGCGACUGCCGCGCCCGCUCCUUGUGGGCCUGGUUCCAGCGCUCCCGCGUCUCCAGCUCGGCCGUGGCCUGUGUCACCCCGCCUGAGCGCCAGGGUCGUGACCUGCGCCACCUGAGCCAGGCUGAUUUCUGGGACUGCCUCCCGGCCAACCACGGCCCGGCCCGGCCUGCCGGGGGCACCAAGCCGAAGUGGGGUGGGGAGGCCGAGGCAGGCCGGCCCCGCAGCAACAGCUCCUCCAACCACCUGUACGGGCUGGGGGAAGCUGGGGCGCCUGCCGCCGACCCCUCCUCCUUCUACCGGGACCUGCCGGCCAGUGACAUCCGCAGCCCCAAGUACGACUCGCCCACCGAGGUGGACUACUGGGCCGGCUAUGGUAGUGAGGAGGGCCGGCUCAAGGAGGGUUGUGCCGGGCCUGGCUGCUCCCCGCUGGACUCUGGGGCCUGCCAGCCAGGCACACUGCCCGCAGCCCUACCCCCACUCCUGCUGCUGCUGUUGGGGCCCCCCGGGCUCUGACCCAGCCCCACCAGACUGCCCCGGACUGAGCAAGGACAGCGACUGUGGGAGGAGGGGAGGACAGACCCUAAAUAACCCCCCAUGGCACUGAGACAGGGGGGCAGGCCCUCAGCCCCCAUUCUGGGACUGAGCCUGCCUUGUUUCUCUCUCACACUCACACACACACACACACACACCUGCCCUUGUGGGCAGCUGGCUAGUGGGGAAUGUGGAGUUUGAGCAACGGGUGCUUUCUCGAUGCCCAGUGGAUUCCUGCUGCUUGUCUGCUUUUGGAUGGGAGCCUAUCAGUGCAAACAGGACCCCCAGAGAACCCCCUGCUGGCACCCCAGCUUCCCUCCCCAUUAGGCCCUCACACCUCCAGGGAACACCCACAUAGGACCCCAACCCCAAGGGACCAUUCCAUGCUAGCCCCCAACCCCCUUGAUGUUGCUCACUGGACCCCCCCCACCCACCCACUGCACCAUCUCUCCCACCCUGGCUAGAGCCCCCCCCUUCCUAUGUGACAAACUGUGCAGGGGGACCAGCUGUUGGAUGCCUCUUCCCCAUGCAAAAGUCCACAGCAUGGUCCCUAGGAGUUAUAGCUCCCCUCCUGCUGAAGAGAGAGGGGGAUCAGUGUCCUUUUAAUCCCCUACUGUCCCUUCUAAGCCACACCACCCCCUGCUCCCACAUGCCCACAGCUGCCCCCCCAACCCAUUCCCCACAUCCCUAUAAUCUCCACUCCAAGCUACUGCUUUCCCCCACACACAAUCCCCCCCCCCCCACUGCCUCCUAAUGGAGAGAGAGAGGGAGCAGCGUCCCCUCCCCUGCAGUACUCCCAGCCCCUUCUUUCCCUUUCCCACAUGACACCCCCCCUCAUCCCCACCCACCUCUCCCUUCCCCCAUCUCCGUGUUCCUGGACUGGCCCUCGGGGAUGAAAGCUCUUUCCUUCUCCCCUUCCCUCCUCUUAGUCUGGUGGGAUCUCCCCCCAAGCCCCGCUCUGCGGCUCUGACCCCCCCUUUGCCGACACGUCUGAUGCUGGAUGUUUUUCUGCUGCUCACCCCAGCCCCCUUCUAACAAGCAAAAAAAAGGGGGGGGGGGUUGGAAAAUUAUUUAU